CACACACACAAUAUCACACGGGUAAAAGUUUCUCAAAGGUCCAACUUUUGAAAAGACACCAAGAAACUUUGUAGAUGCUACCCAUGUGUGUGUUAGUUAUCGACAGAGUAACUCAUCUCUUCAAACAUAAAAGAUCUUUGGCACACAGGAGGCUUCAUCAGGUUUCCCGUUGCCAUGGAGAAACACACUGAAUACACUUGGAUGAUUGUUGAUAGAAGAAAAUACCCCCAAAACACAGCCUGAUAAAGAUUAAAAAAAAGAAACAAUGUCCGAACCUGAAGAGCGGGCUCUCCUGGAGCUGAACCUGCGGAGGGAGACAUGGUGUCAGGUGGAGAUGAACCCCCGGCAGUCCUGGGAGAGGACCCAGAGGAGACAUUACCGGAGUCACCUGCGGACCAGCCCGGUCCUGGUCACCGCUCUGACCGCCGGACCGCAGCGCAGGGCGGCCUGCAGAGAGGGGCCGCCCCCCGCCAAGCUUGCAGAGAGAAGGCACUUCGAAGAGAGCUAUAAAUCACACUUGGUGUAGACGGCUGCAGCCUGACAAGACUGUGCACAACCUAAUACAACAAAUACACCUGGGACCU
Messenger RNA from Micropterus dolomieu (smallmouth bass), 584 nucleotides. Its product is annotated as spermatogenesis-associated protein 45-like. The coding region runs from base 266 to 526 and encodes 86 amino acids. NCBI's taxonomy places the organism in Eukaryota, Metazoa, Chordata, Actinopteri, Centrarchiformes, Centrarchidae. The record is from RefSeq and is a predicted model, not a curated record. The transcript is spliced from 2 exons.